Molecule: messenger RNA, 2027 nt
Organism: Aspergillus alliaceus
Lineage: Eukaryota; Fungi; Ascomycota; Eurotiomycetes; Eurotiales; Aspergillaceae
Product: phosphotransferase family protein
Exons: 3
Coding region: 25-1773 (582 amino acids)
Cellular component (GO): mitochondrion
Source: RefSeq, a predicted model, not a curated record
CUCUGUGUUGUUUUACUGGCUAAAAUGUCUGUUACUACGCUGCGACUGAUGUUUAAGCAUUCCUCAUCAAUAUUGUCGACAUGCGUAGUGCCAUUCAUAAACCCCGCUUUUCUCAGACGACGAGCCCUCUCCACAACUUGUGUUCCCCGCCAGUCUGAGGGACACUCUGAGCUAUUUGAGUAUACGUCUGGGAGAUGGAUCUACAAUGAAGCUAGGAGACUCGCAGAACGACGGCGUGUUUUCAACGUGUCUGAACUAAAGCGCCUGGCCGCGGAGUCGAUUAAUCAAGGCGUGAAUGAUGUUGCCCGCGUUGAAAAGCUUGAGGAAGGAGGUUUCAACCGGAUUUUCUUACUCACUAUGAACGACGGUUUCCAACUUAUUGUCCGUAUCCCUUAUCCCUUUACAGAGCCGAAAUACCUCGUUGUAGCAAGUGAAGUUGCUACUUUGGACUACCUUCAUCUACAUGAUAUACCCGUGCCCAGGGUAUAUGGCUACUCAGCCACGUCAGAUAAUGCAGCAGGGACCGAAUACAUUUUUAUUGAAUAUAUCCGUGGACGGAGCUUGGGUGAUUUAUGGUUCGAUCUAUCCGAGAGUGACUGUUCCACAAUUAUCAACAAUAUUGUUGAGCUCGAGACUCGUCUAUUUGAUAUACGAUUCCCUGCCAGUGGAAGCCUUUAUUAUACAAAGGAUCUGCGCCCUGGCGUUGAUCGACCACCUGUACGGAUUGAAGAUCUGCCAAGCGAUGGCCGCUUUUGUAUCGGUCCUGAUACUGCUCUACAAUUAUGGUUUGGCAAAAGACGUGAGCUCCAAGUAGACCGUGGUCCGUAUGAGACCCCAGUGGCGGCUCUGACCGCAGGCGCCAAAAAGGAGCUUGCCUAUUUGGCAAGGUUUGGCAAACCACUGCAACCUAUCCAACCGAUAUAUCGAGAGCUGUACGAUUAUCAGAAGAGAUCACACCUGGAUCAUAUGAGGAAUUUGGAAGACUAUCUACGUGUUGCGCCUCAACUAGUGCCGAAGAAUCCUGAGUUUCUUUCAUGGCCCACCAUAAGGCAUCCAGACCUGCAGCCAAAUAACAUAUUAGUCUCUGAAGGUCUUAAGAUUACCGGCCUAAUUGAUUGGCAACAUUGCUCUAUUCUCCCGCUCUUUCUGCAGUGUGGGUUUCCCGACAGUAUACAGAACUACGGCGACGACGUUUCCGAAACGUUAGACACGCCAAGGUUACCAGAUAAUUUCGAAGAGCUCAAUGAGAGCAACCGAUCUGAGCAGCUUGAAAUCCUUCGACGACGUCAUGUUCAUUACCUUUACGCCAUGUAUACUCCAACGUUGAACCCACUUCAUGGCCUGGCCUUAUCUCAAGAUUUAAGCGUUCUAAAGCGCAAACUCUUCUGCCACGCAAGUGAACCGUGGAAAGGAGACAAUGUGUCGUUAAAAGCGGAUUUGAUUCAUUUGGCGCAGAAUUGGGGCAAACUAUCAAGCUCGUCGUCGAGCACCAAUGCGAGUGUUUGCCCAAUAUCAUAUCCCAACGAUGAAGCGAGCGAGUGCUUGGACCUUAAUGCCGAGCAAAUUGAAUCCGAUGAACAGCUACAAAUAUGCAGAAACUACAUUGGCGUUGGGCCAGAUGGGUGGUUACCCUCGGAUCAAUAUGAGUUUUCCAAGCAACGUGAGAGAAAAUUGAAGGAUAUUGCGCUCGAGGGAGCUGAAUCUGACGAGGAUCGAGCUAAGGUCGUCGAAAAUUGGAUUUUCAAUGAUUUCGAUGAGGAUCUAUAUACAUAGCCUCUUAUACAUCAAGAUAGCGACUUUACUCACAUCACCACUUUCAAUUAUUAGUGUGUUGUACCGUCGCUCUAAAUGCAGGGCUGUUUAGGACACUCCACCUUUGCUGUGAGUAUCAAGAUAGGUCAUCGGAUAAGGCUGUUCGACAGAGAGUCCAAGGUCGGCUGCUAGAGUAUUGGUUCAGGAUUAUCAAGUUCUACUAUAAGCUUGACAAUAUUAGAAGCCUCUCACGACAGAUGUUGGUCCCUAGUUCC